Messenger RNA from Zonotrichia albicollis (white-throated sparrow), 1915 nucleotides. Lineage: Eukaryota; Metazoa; Chordata; Aves; Passeriformes; Passerellidae. The record is from RefSeq and is a predicted model, not a curated record.
UUACCUCUGUGUAAACCUAAUAUGUAGAAAUAAGCUAAGUUAGGAAUGGAGGUGAAAAAGUUCAGAAGUUCUUCCAAAAUGCUUUUUUCCCCCUCUCAAUCUAUUUUUUUGAAAACUCUUUUUCCUGGAGAGAGGCUGAUGUGCAUUGUCAGUAAAAUUCCACCUCUCAGCGUUGAACAGGAACAUGGAGGAGGCUCGUCUGUCAUGUCCCCCAAACAUCACAGUGAAGAGAUGAUGUACUCUUGCCUUGGCCAUCAAAGGGAAGGGAUGCUUUUCAUGCUGUGUAACUCAUGGGCAGCUGACAAGGUAAGGACCAUUACUGCUGGCUCACCCUCCCAACUGGAACUCCGUCCCCAGACUCGGCUGGCCAGAUGUGGUCUCUGGUACGAGCAUUCCCUGAAAGCUGCUAUAGAGGAUCCAAACUGCCUGGAGUCCUGGGCUGCAGCCAGUUUGCAAGCAAUCAACCCACAACACCAUCCAUCCAGGGGAAGGAGCAGAAGAGACUUCAGAGGAGGAUAUAAAAAAGGUACAAUGUAGGAGGGGGAAACCUUCCCCUGCUGAGUCUCUCCUUUCUUCAAAGUGCAGUCUCAUUCCUGGGAGUGGUCUGCAACAGAGCAUUGCUCACCCUGGCCUCUUCGCUCUGGUUUCUAACAGCUUAUCAGGUGACUGACUGCAGCAGCUCAAGUUGCAAAGAUGGGGGAACACUCAAGCCAGUGUUAGGAGUAGUUAUGCAUGCACAUAAAUCAUGCAUGUGAAUCCUGAACCAUAUAUGGAACUGCAAAAGACCAAAGAAAGUAAUUUCUGCAGUUCAAAUAAUGAUUAUUCCAAUUUCAAAAAAUAUCUAGGUUACCAAAGGUUUAUUUGAACCAAUCUUGAAAGACAAACAAAAUCAUAUGAUGAAAUAAAGCUAAGCCUGCUAAAUGGAACAGCAUUUGGCAAAUGGCCUGUUUUAUAAAACAAAAGUGUGGAUAAUUCCUCUCUGAUGCAUAAUAUUGGUCUAAUAGGAAAGACUCUCUCAAUUUAACAAAGAGCUAAUUCAAGAUAUUUGUGAAUGCAAGGAGGGUUGUUUCAUGGAAGUUUUCAAAGGAAUUAGUACUUUUCUCUUUCUUGAACUUUUAGCUGAAUGUGGGCUGAAGUAUUUCAGGACUAGGUUAAAUGUUGUUUAAAAUGUGCCUUUUUAAAGCUCUCUAUCCCCUAGGUUUUUGCUAUUAUGUCUUUCUACUUCUAACUAAAUGAGAAAUCUUUGAACUGCUCUUGUUGUGUGAUUUGUUUGUGUGCUUUUAUAGGUUAAAACCUUCUACAUUCACAUUUAGCUGUGGAGGAAAUGUAUUAUUUUCCCUGAAAUGAGCUUAGACAAAUGCUUUCUGUUCUCUCAAGCCUGGAGUCCCUCAGGUAUUUUAUGCUUUAAAUAAUCCCUCUGAAUGGAUGAAAAAUGCCUUGUAACUUCCCAGCCAGCAGGGCGGGUGAGAUAGUCUGGUGGGAUUUAGGCACAGUAGUUUUCUCUUGACCUGUGCUCUGUUCUUGGAUUCCCAAGGACGGGAGAGGAUGGUAUACUGACACUUUGUAGGAGACCCUGCUGAUGCCACGGGGCUUUGAGCUCUGCCACCACGUGUGUUUAGGCAUCCUCUUCCUGGUCAUCUUCUGCUUUGUUUUUCCUCCUUCACUAAGAGUUUUUCUCCAUACACUAAGACACCCCAAAAGACACAUGGUGAUCCCUCUGAUGAGCCCAGCUGCUUUGCAGCCCCCAGAGCUGUGCCGUCCCCGGUGUUCAGAGCGUUUCCCUGCUGCAAGGAGAGCAGGGCCUGCAGGCCUGUCCGGGCCGGCAGCAAAGCGCGCACAGCGCAAUGCGCUCAGGGCUUCCGGGGACGGCAGCUCUGCUUACAAGGACCACGUAAAUCCCCAGGUUUUCCUAUCA